Rhinopithecus roxellana (golden snub-nosed monkey) is the source of this 5547-nucleotide messenger RNA. It is a transcript of the gene PALS1, whose product is annotated as membrane palmitoylated protein 5. Gene Ontology annotation, molecular function: protein binding. NCBI's taxonomy places the organism in Eukaryota, Metazoa, Chordata, Mammalia, Primates, Cercopithecidae. Gene Ontology annotation, biological process: establishment or maintenance of epithelial cell apical/basal polarity; generation of neurons; morphogenesis of an epithelial sheet. The record is from RefSeq and is a predicted model, not a curated record. Gene Ontology annotation, cellular component: plasma membrane; adherens junction. The coding region runs from base 683 to 2710 and encodes 675 amino acids. The transcript has 15 exons.
GUUUUAGACUUAGAGGCGCGCGGCUGCGCGCACCCGGCGGGAGCUGUGGAGAGAACCAAUGACCGGGCGCUCUCUCCGCGCCGGCUCGGGAUUGGGCGAGCCGCGCCAGCCUCUCACGGGCGGGGAGGGACUGGGAUCCGCGCGCCCGCUGCGCCAGAGUCCCGGGGGCGCGUGCGCGGUCUCGCGGUGGCCGCAGGGGCCGGUCUCGCGCGGUCUAGAAGUGGAGUUGCUGGCGGCUGCGGCGGCGACGGCGGCGACGGAGGAGGUUGGCGGUGGGGCGGGGGCGGGGACUAAGGAUUCUGAGGUGGGGGGAGUCGGGAGUUUCUGGAUUCUUUAUCCGGUAUUUUAAGGGCCGCCGGAGAGCUGUCGCUUCUGCAGUGCUUAGGAGCGGCCGGGGCUGGAGGCUCCGCGGAGCCGAGGCGCGGAGAAUAAGAAAGCUUGAGUUUUGUGAAAAACCAGAGAAGAGAAACUAGAAGGACAGUAGAAAAGGUUUUUCCAGUUUGCAUAAUAUUUCCUUCAUGGAUACUUUUUCAUAGCAUUAUUAUGUGAUGUGAGAAGUUUUUUUGGUCUUUUUUUUUUUUUUUUUUUUGAAGUAACAUGGAUUUUAUACUACAGAAUCAAGAGAAUUGGCUUAUAGGAAAAAUUGAUUUAUAAAAGGUGGUACAGGUUUUUAUAGAUAACCAUGACAACAUCCCAUAUGAAUGGGCAUGUUACAGAGGAAUCAGACAACGAAGUAAAAAAUGUUGAUCUUGCAUCACCAGAGGAACAUCAGAAGCACCGAGAGAUGGCUGUUGACUGCCCCGGAGAUUUGGGCACCAGGAUGAUGCCAAUACGUCGAAGUGCACAGUUGGAGCGUAUUCGGCAACAACAGGAGGACAUGAGGCGUAGGAGAGAGGAAGAAGGGAAAAAGCAAGAACUUGACCUUAAUUCUUCCAUGAGACUUAAGAAACUAGCCCAAAUUCCUCCAAAGACCGGAAUAGAUAACCCUAUGUUUGAUACAGAGGAAGGAAUUGUCUUAGAAAGUCCUAAUUAUGCUGUGAAAAUAUUAGAAAUAGAAGACUUGUUUUCUUCACUUAAGCAUAUCCAACAUACUUUGGUAGAUUCUCAGAGCCAGGAGGAUAUUUCACUGCUUUUACAACUUGUUCAAAAUAAGGAUUUUCAGAAUGCAUUUAAGAUACACAAUGCCAUCACUGUACACAUGAACAAGGCCAGUCCUCCAUUUCCUCUUAUCUCCAGUGCACAAGAUCUUGCUCAAGAGGUACAAACUGUUUUGAAGCCAGUCCAUCAUAAGGAAGGACAAGAACUAACUGCUUUGCUGAAUACUCCACAUAUUCAGGCACUUUUACUGGCCCACGAUAAGGUUGCUGAGCAGGAAAUGCAGCUAGAGCCCAUUACAGAUGAGAGAGUUUAUGAAAGUAUUGGCCAAUAUGGAGGAGAAACUGUAAAAAUAGUUCGUAUAGAAAAGGCUCGUGAUAUUCCAUUGGGUGCUACAGUUCGUAAUGAAAUGGACUCUGUCAUCAUUAGCCGGAUAGUAAAAGGGGGUGCUGCAGAGAAAAGUGGUCUGUUGCAUGAAGGAGAUGAAGUUCUAGAGAUUAAUGGCAUUGAAAUUCGGGGGAAAGAUGUCAAUGAGGUUUUUGACUUGCUGUCUGAUAUGCAUGGUACUUUGACUUUUGUUCUGAUUCCCAGUCAACAGAUCAAGCCGCCUCCUGCCAAGGAAACAGUAAUCCAUGUAAAAGCUCAUUUUGACUAUGACCCUUCAGAUGACCCUUAUGUUCCGUGUCGAGAGUUAGGUCUGUCUUUUCAAAAAGGUGAUAUACUUCAUGUGAUCAGUCAAGAGGAUCCAAACUGGUGGCAGGCCUACAGGGAAGGGGACGAAGAUAAUCAGCCUCUAGCCGGGCUUGUUCCAGGGAAAAGCUUUCAGCAGCAAAGGGAAGCCAUGAAGCAAACCAUAGAAGAAGAUAAGGAGCCAGAAAAAUCAGGAAAACUAUGGUGUGCAAAGAAGAAUAAAAAGAAGAGGAAAAAGGUUUUAUAUAAUGCCAAUAAAAAUGAUGAUUAUGACAACGAGGAGAUCUUAACCUAUGAGGAAAUGUCACUUUAUCAUCAGCCAGCAAAUAGGAAGAGACCUAUCAUUUUGAUUGGUCCACAGAACUGUGGCCAGAAUGAAUUGCGUCAGAGGCUCAUGAACAAAGAAAAGGAGCGCUUUGCAUCUGCAGUUCCUCAUACAACUCGGAGUAGGCGAGACCAAGAAGUAGCUGGUAGAGAUUACCACUUUGUUUCGCGGCAAGCAUUUGAGGCAGACAUAGCAGCUGGAAAGUUCAUUGAGCAUGGUGAAUUUGAGAAGAAUUUGUAUGGAACUAGCAUAGAUUCUGUACGGCAAGUGAUCAACUCUGGCAAAAUAUGUCUUUUAAGUCUUCGUACACAGUCAUUGAAGACUCUUCGGAAUUCAGAUUUGAAACCAUAUAUUAUCUUCAUUGCACCCCCUUCACAAGAAAGACUUCGGGCAUUAUUGGCCAAAGAAGGCAAAAAUCCAAAGCCUGAAGAAUUGAGAGAAAUCAUUGAGAAGACAAGAGAGAUGGAGCAGAACAAUGGCCACUACUUUGAUACGGCAAUUGUGAAUUCAGAUCUUGAUAAAGCCUAUCAGGAAUUGCUUAGGUUAAUUAACAAACUUGAUACUGAACCUCAGUGGGUACCGUCCACUUGGCUGAGGUGAAAGAAACAUCCAUUCUAUGGCAUGUUGGACUUGAUCUGGCAAAAACUGCCAGUAGGAAGAUUGCCCAACACUGCAGCAAGAUUGAGGAUAGGGUGGAAGGCAGCAGUAUACGCUGUAGAUCUAUUCUUAGAUCUCUUGAAUUAGUGAGAGGACAGUUCCGUUAGGCAGUUUGUGCACGGCAUCCUUUAUUCUCUAUACAUGGCUUUAGCGGUUCUUGCCUCAUUUUGGGAUUCUAAAUGGAAGCUUUCAACAGAGCAUUCCAUUUUGUCCUGUUAAAACCUUUUGUUUUCACCUAAACCCUUUCUGCUUAGUCGUAUCUCUGUGAAAAACUUGUAUACACAAGUGUCUAUGUCUCACACAAAUAUUGAUGUGAUUACACUUAAGUGUUAAAUCAUUUACACUUAAAUGACUUCAUUGGGAAUACUGAGCAGAGGGAUUGUGCUUCUAUGCACUGGGCAAGGCAGUAUUUGCUUAAGAGACUAUUUAGUCAUCAGAGAUACUUUCCUAAAAAGGAAAAAUAAAAAACAAAAUGGUGCCACUUUGGGUUGGAGCUACUUUGUUAGGCUUGAAUUCAUUUGUAUGUCUUUUAAUUCUUAAAAAAACAAAAAACAUUCCAUUAGAAGCACCAGUUUUUUCGCUCAAAUUUUUUGGAUCUGACUCUACACUCAACACACUCUAAUAAUCUACUUAAAGGUAUACAAAAUAUGCUGAUCUUUUUAAAAUUAUGAUUUUCUGAAUUUUUUUUCUUAAGUCUCAACUGAUUUACUAACCUAGCUCAUCUGCAUAGUAUAGUAGGAUGUAUGUUACAUUUUUAUGAAUGGCAGGUGUUCAUUAUAAUCUGUAUUGACUGUUAAAAAGUUUCUUCCUCAUGAUGCUAAUAGUUUUUUAUAUACAUGGGAGGACAGCACAUUUGACAGUUUUUGCAUUUUUAUGUAUGAGCACAGUAUUCUGUGACUGUGCUACAUAUAUAUAGGUAAUAAACUGGAAUUCUGUUGAUGAAUAUAGCUGCUGAACUGUAUAUUAAUAUUUAAUAGAUCAACAAAUGGUCAUUGAAAACACUUGUUUAGCAUCUGAAUAAAAUUAUAUAUGUCCUUAGGAAAUACUAUGACAAUUGACUUUAAGAUCAAAAGGAAAGGAAGACCUGAAAGUCAUUUGAAUAUUUUAGGAAAAGAAUAUUAGAGAGAAAAAGGUAUUACGUAUAUAGAAAUAGGUUUUUAACCUAACAAGGUCUGCCUCUUAUGACCAGAAUGCAACAGCUUGGUAAAUCAUAAAAAACAUUUAAGCUAAUAGGAUUUUUGUAUUGUCUCUAUAGCUGUAGCUUUAAAAUUCAACAUGUAUAAUUGGCAUAGAAACUUAAUUUGCAGUCUUUUCAAGCCUUUAGGAUAGUGUGAUGUGUGACAAACAACCUCAAAUGUGAAUGCCUUGAUUUUAUUUUUAUGGUGACUUUAGCUACAGCAUUUCCUAUUCCCAGAGCUAAACACUGGAAUAAUGCUGACAUAAUUUAACAUAAGGAAUUGUGUUUAAGGAGUAAUUUGUGUCAUGUAUAUAUUUGAUUUUUUUCCUCUUCUACAUAAUUUUAUUUGAACAAAUGUAGACAGUUUAUAUGUUGCCUUUUUCUGUUCAAAUUUGCAUGGCCUAUUAAGUUGGCUGGAGAGUGUUUUAUGUGGAAAUAUUUUCAAGAUAAUGUUCCUUAGGAAGAAAAUAACAUUCUUGGGUUGAGGGAAGGAAUGCCAUACAUACUGUCUCUUCAGCUCUGAAAUACUCCAAUUUAGAGCCAGGAAAAUUCACAGGUCACACCGAUUUUUGGCAUUAAAAACUAAGGAAUAUACUUAGCACUUAAUCUUUUCAGUUUUUCAGUUUACUUCUCAGGAAUGAAGGGCAGUCUAUGGUCGAUAAUGGAGUUUUGUGAUCUGCUUAUUGUAACUGACAACUGUUUUCAACUCCAAGAGCUAAACUAUUGGCAGUUCAUGUUAACUUAGAGUGAGGUUGUAGGUAGUGUCAGUGAGUGGCUCUUGUGCCCGCUGUAGACAUUAGGCCUGCACUAGAGCCAUGUGCUGUCAAGAUUCAGGAACAUGGCUUUAACAAGUAGAUCUUGUACCAAGGCAGAGGCCAUGCCAUGCCGUACUUUUAGGAAGUCUGAGGUGAUAAAUAUUUCAAGGUCAGUGAAGUCCUAUCAUUCUCCCCUUCCUCAUCAGCAAUGAUAGAAAUGUCCCAAACUUUUCUAAAUCCCAGUGAUAAGGAUGUGCUGAUAUUCAACACAGUCCUUAAAGUGAAAAGUGAGUUGUUGCUGACCUCCACAAAAGAAUAUGGAAAAAAGCCUUGCUGUACACCUAGUUGUACAGCCACUCUAGCCAAUUCUAUUUCCUGUCCCUCUGUGGUUCUGACUGGAGACCCCAUUGUGGGGGGGGGAGGUCUUAGCCAUUUAAUAUAGAAAUGGUAUCAUUAACUAAUGCAGUGUACUUGGAAAAUCCAAAUAAGGAAGUGUUAGGUUGGGGCAUAUCUUUAUUUCUCAAAUUUUUGUCAGAACAAAUGGACGGAGAAUAUUAUUUAGACUAAUCCAGAUUUGCUUUCUAUGAAAAUCAAAUGUCUGGAUUAUUUUCCUUUUCUCAUGGCCUAAGAAAUAAGUAUUGAUAAGGAAUGAUUUGAAUGUAAUUUUGUGAAUGUGUGGAAAAUAUAAAGCAGGGAUUUAGCCUUAAUAAAGGUAACCUUCUGACAUCUGUUGUUAAUCCCCCUUUGUACUCUUAUCCUGUAUCUGCACUCUGUUAUUUUGAGAUGUCAUACUGUACACUGUAUUGUAAAAAUAAAAAGUAAAAUUAUAUUUCAAAUUUUAAAAGCCA